Messenger RNA from Apus apus (common swift), 3029 nucleotides. It is a transcript of the gene ZDHHC18, whose product is annotated as zinc finger DHHC-type palmitoyltransferase 18. The transcript is spliced from 8 exons. The coding region runs from base 26 to 1111 and encodes 361 amino acids. Lineage: Eukaryota; Metazoa; Chordata; Aves; Apodiformes; Apodidae. The record is from RefSeq and is a predicted model, not a curated record. Gene Ontology annotation, molecular function: protein-cysteine S-palmitoyltransferase activity. Gene Ontology annotation, cellular component: endoplasmic reticulum; Golgi apparatus. Gene Ontology annotation, biological process: peptidyl-L-cysteine S-palmitoylation; protein targeting to membrane.
CCGCCGGGCCGGGCGCUGCGGCGCCAUGAAGGAGUGCGGGUACCGGCAGAUCCCGCCCGGGAUAACGGCGCCGGUACCGGGCACGGGCGUCUCGUCGCCUCCCGCCGCUUCCCGGCCGGAGCGGUCCGUUGAGACCCGUCGGCCGCAGCGGAAGUGGGAAGUGUUCCCCGGUCGCAACCGCUUCUUCUGCGGCGGGCGCCUGAUGCUGGCGCGGCACAGCGGGGUCUUCGCUCUCACCCUCGUCCUCAUCCUCGCCACCAGCGGCCUCUUCUUCGCCUUCGACUGCCCCUUCCUUGCCAGUCACCUCACCUUGGCCAUCCCCAUCAUUGCAGCCAUCCUCUUCUUCUUUGUCAUCAGCUGCUUGCUCCAGACAAGCUUCAGAGACCCAGGCAUCCUGCCCAGAGCCACCCCAAGUGAGGCUGCAGACCUGGAAAAGCGGAUCGACAGCAUGGGGACCUCGACCUACCGCCCCCCAGCCCGCACCAUGGAGGUGGUGAUCAACAAGUACGUGGUGAAGCUCAAGUACUGCUACACCUGCAAGAUGUUCCGCCCGCCCCGCACCUCCCACUGCAGCGUCUGCGACAACUGCGUCGAGAGGUUUGAUCACCACUGCCCCUGGGUGGGCAACUGCGUGGGGAAGCGCAACUAUCGCUACUUCUACGCCUUCAUCCUCUCCCUCUCCUUCCUGACAGCCUUCAUCUUCGCCUGUGUCGUCACCCACCUCACCCUGCGCUCGCAGAGGGAUGGUUUCCUGGCCACUCUGAAGACCACACCUGCAAGUGUGCUGGAGCUGGUGAUUUGUUUUUUCUCAGUCUGGUCUAUUUUGGGCCUCUCAGGUUUUCACACUUACUUAGUGGCCUCCAACCUGACGACAAAUGAAGAUAUCAAAGGGUCCUGGUCAAAUAAGAGGGGCUCAGAGUUUGCCAAUCCCUACAGCCAUAAAAGUAUCCUCACAAACUGCUGUGCAGUGCUGUGUGGACCUUUCCAUCCCAGUUUGAUCGACAGAAGAGGAUUUGUCCAGCCAGAUGUUGGGACCCCAUCCAGUCCUAAGAGUGAAAUCCCUUCUUUUGGAGCCAAAACUGACACCAGCAUGGUAGGAGGAACUCCCUAGCAGUGCUGGGAUGUAGCCCAGUGCCUGUGGUGCCUGCACCUCACUCCUGCCACCACCUUCUCCUCUCACCAUCUCCCCAGCCUCCAGCAGGACAGCCCUGGCAGGCAGAGCUGCCAAAGCCUCAGCCAAGCCAAACCUUGCCUUUCUUCUUUUUUUUUUUUAAGUUUAUUUAUUUUCUUUUUUCUUUGUUUGUUUCACUGUGAUGUGGCCUGUCUGGGCUUUCAACUGAUAGAGCCCAGCUGUGUGCAAGCAGGGGGUCCCUGCAGCACCCAAGAAGCAAAUUAGGGCUGGGGAGCCCAGCAGCCCCCAGAGGGGUCACCCCUGACUCCAGGGGGUCAUUGUGUCCUCCUGUGAGCAAUCAGGUGGGCCAAGGGUGGGAGGUGGGGUCUUGGAAACCAUUCCUGCUCUGAGCUGGGCUGUCACACCUCAUCUUCUGGGCUGGUGGAGGUGUGAGCUCCCUGCUCUCCUCGUUAUCUCCAUGGACAUCUCGUGUGCCAACACAGAAGGGCUGUUCUGUCUCUUCAUGGCCAGGUUCUCACCUUGGCUGCUGCUGGAGCAGCUUUUCCAGAACCUGCUGUGCCUUGGGAAGCUGAGGCUGUUCCUCUGGGUGGACUCUGGCUCCCAGCAGACCUAAAAGCUGGUUAGAUGUCCCAGCUGCUCUUGGCCCUGUUUCCAGGCUGGUCACUGAGGGAACUCUUGAUGUUUUGGCCCUGCCAGUGAGCAAGACAUUUUGCAGCAAGGCCACAGCUUAGAAUGACUCUCCUUUUAAUGGGGAAGAAAAAAACAUGCAGCAUUUUGUGACUUCCAUCAUGAGAUGCUGGCUGGCAGGGCUAGAGCUGGAAGAUUUGGGAACCUUGGCUCUCCAGGAUCAUGUCCUGUCUGGAGGAGACCAAAAGGCAAGAGGAAAGUGUGUGAAUCACUGUGGAUCACACCCUUCCCAGGGGGAGUUUUGAGCUGGUGCUGGUCUCUGGUGGCCUCACCUUGUGCUCUCUGGGUGUCUGGCCAGCAGAUGAGGGCAGGACUGUCCCCAGCUCCUCAGGAACCAUUCCCAUCAGCCUGGGCUCACCCGUGAGCAUUGCUCCAGGCCUGCAGAGCCACAGGAGAGCCAAGCUGGGUCCUCACUGACACUGGAGCACGUGCAGGGGAGUCACAGACCUUGGUAGCAAUACUUGAAUCGUCUCCUUAAAAAGCUGCUGGAUAUUUUUGCACAAUUUGUAGAUUUGUUGUUGUGUCUUUUCUUCUCCGUAGGACUGUUUCUCUUCAGUGCAGGUAGAGUUUGGGAGCAGCAGGGCAGAGGGUGGCAGGGCUGUGUCCCAGCCUGCCUGCUGAGCUGUCCCUGCCCCAGACACACGUUCUCCAACCUUGGAGCAGCACGUUCCUGGGGACAGCCUGUCUGUCCCCACCGAGCUGUGCACAGUGAGUGGCCACCCCAGCCCACACCCAGCUCCAGGGCAUGGCAGAGACACAGGUUUCCCCCCAGCCCUGCAUUUCUGGCUGGUUGCACAGAGAUCUCAGUGUUUGUUUGCUGUGGCCACCAGCUCUACCUUCUCCUCCACGAGGAGCCAAGGUGAGAACGUGGUGGUGCCAGCUCAGUCUCUACCAGGUGGGGCUUCACCAUCCUGGGAAGCUCCUGGUGCUGCUCUGUGGCCACCAAGGCCCCACAGCUUCAGGGACCAGGUGCUUUAGCAUGUGUUGCAGCCAGAGAGGUCACCCUGCCCUUCCCUCCCUGCUUCUCCUGCAGGGAUGUCCCCAGUGGGACUUGUCCCUGCCAUGGAGGAGCCUAAAGCUGUGCAGAGAGGUGCUGGGGGGCAGGGAGCAGUGUUGGGGGUGUUAUCAGGGGCCAAACUCCUUCCUGUUUUUAUUUAAACUGGUUUCCUUUGUUACUCAACAUAAUAAAAUUAUAUUUUUAAAGAGUUAA